CAAGGUCUGUACAGGGGCUCUGGAGGCUGCACUUUAAGCAAUGGAUGCAUUUGCCCACUCUCAGCAUUUAUCAGUCCCAGUUUGUUGUCCAGGUCGGUCCAGGUGUCUUUGCAGAGGCGAACAGGGGCAGGUUUGGUUCUUUUCCUCCCUGCCGGCUCGGGGACCUCUCUCCCUGCUGGUCCAGCUGUCUGGGGCUCCCUGUCCGCAGCAGCUGCCCCAUGCCCGCAGGGACUCCUCCCAGCUUUCCUUCCCGCUCCGAGUCCUGGCUGCUGCAUCCCCGUGUAAGCAGGGGUGGACUCUUUGCCCUGUUACCCUUGAAGCACCCAAGCUCCCAGCUCUGAGCUGCUAAAUGGAAUUCAGCUGUGACGAAUUCACGUGGCAGGCGAGACGCAGGAAGCUCGGCGGAGAGGGAAAACCCUCCCUUUAAAGGGGGAGGAGGCAGCAGCUUUUUGCUCGCAGAGCAAACGAGAGGUCUUGUUCCACUUCCGCUUUCAGUUUCAUUUCCCACCAGUGCCCUCCUCCUUGCCCUCAGCCCUCUCUCGAGGCUCAGGCGCUAUGGCCGAGGCGGGUGCUGCGGCCAGGCUGAAGGACGAGCUGACCUGCCCCAUCUGCCUGGACAUUUACAGGAACCCCGUGUCCCUGGGGUGCGGUCACAGCUUCUGCGAGGAGUGCAUCCAGAAGGAUCAGAAAUGCCAGCAGGGCCCUUCCAAGUGCCCACUCUGCCUUUCCCCCACAGGCCCCACCGGGGAGCUGAAGCCCAACUUCCAUCUCCGCAACAUAGUGCAGAACUUUUUGGAUGCUUCUGUUCAUCAAGGGGAAGAAAAGCAGAAAGUGCAAUGCAAAGAGAAAGAGGAAAGUUCGGACCAGCAAGAGGAGGAAAAGCAGGAAGUGCAAUGCAAAGAGAAGGAGGAAAGUUCGGACCAGCAAGAGGAGGUGAUCCUGUGUGAUUUCUGCCUUCAGGAGCCCCAUCCAGCCGUGAAGACUUGCCUGAGUUGCGAGGCCUCCCUGUGCCAAGCCCACCUGAGCAAGCACAGCACAAAGAACACCCAGAAGAACCACGUCCUGGUGGAGCCCUGUGGUGCCCAGGUUUUGGCUGAGAGGAAAUGCCCCCAGCACGGCAAAUUGCUGGAAUGCUACUGUGAGAUGGACAAGGUCUGCAUCUGCAUCCUGUGCUCUGUCCUCAGCUCCCACAGGGAGCACAAGAUUCUCAGUUUGGAGGAGGCUUUUGCCCAAGCACAGCGUGUUUUUCCCGAAACUCUAAAAGAGGUGAAAAACUAUGAAACUGUGCUGGAUCGAAGCAUAGCAAACCUGCUGGGACAAGCGGAGGAAGUAAAGGUUAAGGAGGGUCUGCAGUGGCAACGGCUGGAGAGCCUAUUCAAAGAGAUCAGUCUGCAGCUAGAGAAAAAAAAACGUGAGAUCGUGAAAGCUCUCAGUGACUAUGAGAACCAACAAAUUUCUCGGAUUCAUAUGGAGUUAAAGAACCACAGAGAGCAGAAGCGUUCAGCCAGCCGUGAUGUUCAGGAGCUGGAGGCUCUGAGAAAUCAGACAGAUAUACUUCUUUUCACCAGGGCUUUUACAGCAAUUCAAGCCAGGGAACGCAAGCCUGUU
Molecule: messenger RNA, 1608 nt
Organism: Lepidothrix coronata (blue-crowned manakin)
Lineage: Eukaryota; Metazoa; Chordata; Aves; Passeriformes; Pipridae
Product: probable E3 ubiquitin-protein ligase MID2
Exons: 6
Molecular function (GO): zinc ion binding
Source: RefSeq, a predicted model, not a curated record